GUUGCAGUGAAGGCCUAGCACAAGCAGUUGUUUAAUGCAGGCUGUUAAAUGUGUGAUAGUCGGUGAUGGCGCCGUGGGAAAAACCUGCAUGCUCAUGAGCUUUUCGUCGAACAGCUUUCCAGCCGACUAUGUCCCAACGGUUUUCGACAAUUAUAACACGGCAGUGAUGGUGGAUGACAUGCCCUACAACCUUGGCUUGUGGGAUACGGCGGGCCAAGAGGAAUACGAUCGUCUGAGGGCGCUAUGUUAUCCGCAAACGGAUGUCUUUCUUCUCUGUUUUUCAAUAGUUGAUCCCAGCUCUUUCGACAAUAUAGAGCAGCGCUGGUGGCCGGAGAUCAAGCAUCAUUGUCCGGACACUCCGUACGUGUUGGUGGGGACGAAGUGCGAUCUUCGAGACGACGCCAACAUCCUCCGCCACCUCUCGGAGAAAGGUGAGAAGCCGAUUUCGCACGAGAACGGCCAAAAGUUGGCGGGAGAAAUCGGUGCGAUGAGUUAUCAGGAGUGCUCCGCACUGACUCAACAAGGUUUGAAGGAUACGUUUGACGAGGCGAUUCGAGCCUACGUCCGCUCGAGUUCUUUCAAUUUUGCUGGUCGAGACUACGAAGGAAAAAAAAAGAAGCGACUAUGUUCGAUUAUAUAA
Molecule: messenger RNA, 640 nt
Organism: Schistocerca gregaria
Lineage: Eukaryota; Metazoa; Arthropoda; Insecta; Orthoptera; Acrididae
Product: ras-related C3 botulinum toxin substrate 1-like
Exons: 4
Coding region: 35-640 (201 amino acids)
Biological process (GO): small GTPase-mediated signal transduction
Molecular function (GO): GTP binding; GTPase activity
Source: RefSeq, a predicted model, not a curated record